UUUAUACAAUAAAUCACAGUUUUGAAGAUAUACAAAGGUUUAUAUUAAAGGACCACAUUGUCCAUCAUCCUCACUUAUAUUUUAAGCAGUUGAAAAUUUAAUUUCCUGUUAAAUCGACGGUCUCUUAUACUGAAUAAUCUCUCGUACAUGUGUGCAUAUGUGCUCGUACCAAGAAGCUCUUAGGUGUUUAAAAAUAUUCAGCAGAUGUUCCAUAAAUAAACUUACAUUUUAACAUGUAAAAAAAAGAUAUAUGUGUGAGGUAUAUAUAUAGUAUAACUUUAAGUAUCACAAUAUUUUUUUCCUUGACUUUUUUCUAUUUUGUAAUUUAUAACAAUAAAAGAGAUGGAAAAAUUAUUGAGGUAGCUUUAUUAAGAAACGCGUGACCAUAAAUUUAUCAAAAUUUGUAGUGUUGAGUUUUACCAAGACUGAUACAAUAAUUUUAAUGUAUAGUACUUUUUUCUUCCUUGAAAUCAAAUGCCAGUUAUUGCCAGUAUACACAGCCAGAUAUAUAUAUAUACUUAUAUGAAAGAGACACAGAACCUAAAAUCACAUUUAUUUUGUGAAAUAACACAAUUAAACCUGAUCAAUUACAAAUAGUUAACACUAUCAGAGAUAAAUUAUUUUGUAUAGUAGAAUAGGAUACGUUAGUGGUUCUUAAUCUUCUUUUUUUUUUUUGUUUAUUUAUCUCUGUGGACCAUUAUGGGAUCUGUAUGCUACGCUGUUGCUUCCGUUCCGUGGACCACCCGAGGAAAGUUGGGGACCCAGCAAUACAGUAAUCGUAUGAAUAGAAAUGUGGAUGUGUCAAAUUAUCUACGUUCUUGGAUUUUAAAUGAAGAAAAUAUAGACUGGAGAUACAUGUGUGCUGAUAAAGCGAAUGGUGUAAGCAGUAUCAAGUGAAAAUAAGUACCUGUACCAUGGUGAAACGGUUCCAGGCUUACCUACCCAACUGUCAUCGUACGUACAGUUGUAUACAUUGUAGGGCUCACUUAGCUAACCAUGAUGAGCUAAUUUCAAAGUCAUUCCAAGGAAGUCAAGGUCGAGCCUAUCUCUUCAAUUCUGUUGUUAAUGUGGGUUGUGGACCGGCUGAAGAGAGGGUACUCUUGACUGGCCUCCAUGCUGUUGCUGACAUCUACUGUGAAUGCUGCAAGACUACACUUGGUUGGAAAUAUGAACAUGCUUUCGAGUCCAGCCAGAAGUACAAAGAAGGAAAAUAUAUCAUUGAGCUGGCCCACAUGAUUAAAGAAAAUGGUUGGAAUUGAUGCUGGAUGGAGGUUCUAUUUAAGGCAAAAAUGGAAUUGACUUUAAGAAUCCCUUGACUGUGUGUUGAUUCUGUUUUUAGAAGAAGAAUUGGCGGAUGUAUCCGUUUUCUUAUCAGAGGAGUAAACCCGUCAUCCUUUUUUUUUUUUAAACGAGCACCAAGUGUAUCAUAACUACCUUACCUUUAAGGUUAACAACUUCCAAGUUUUGUACAGCAGUCAAGUGUACUGCUGGUACUUUACGGCAAGCGGCAUUGCUUUCUUUCUUGUUCAAUUCUAAUGUGAUCUGGCUUCAUCUUUCUAAGAGUUUUUGCAACAUCAAAGUGUAUUUUUUAUUCAAGCUUUCAGUGCUUGCAACAUGUAUGGCACUGUGCAUUCAUCGUAUGUAGAUAGGUGUUAAAAAUUAGUCAUGGUGAGGCAAUGAAAAAUCACUUUUUGUACAUGUCAGUCAUCAAAUGUCAGUGUAUCUCUUACAUAAGGUUGUGUGGUUUACUUUGUUUUGGUUCUGUUUAGCAUCUUUUUUUUUUCUUAUUCUUAUAUUAAGAGUUGUGAGCCAUACGGUUUUGUUUUUAAUUGUAAAUACAAUUUUUUCUGUGUGCAUUUUUUUAUCGAUUUCAUUCUGGCUUUCAGGAAAGAGUUUCAUAUUUUGUAAGUUAAUUCCAGUGAUCUUCUUUUACUGUUCUUAAAGUAAUAGGUACUAACAUAGGGUUCUCUCUUUCUCUCAUAUAACAGACAGCAUGUGCAUCUCUUAUUAUAAAGUCGGUAUUUUAAUAUCUUGUAAUCGAGGCUAUUAUACACUUCUCUCAUUUUGCUUGGGAUUAUGUCCCUGUCUUACAUUAUGUUCAACAUAUCAUCAUCGUAUUAACCCCGUUAAGCCUUAAAAAAUUUAUAAUUAUAUCAGUGUGCUUGAGCUACUUUAGUUUUUAUAACACUGCUUGCAAAGUUGUAUCAUCAAGCAUUUUUUUAGUAUAAAUACUUAGAGAUGUUCCACCAAGUUAUCUGUUAAGCAGAACUGAUAAAACUAAACUGAUUUUGCCUUUGCGUUUAGACUGUUUAGAGGAAUCGAAGCUAUGAUCAGGGGUACAGUUUCUAUGAUUACUAUUAGAGAUGUAUUGUACAUUAAUUUUGACUUAGUAAGGUAGAAAUCACAGCAAUAUUAUAAGUAUUUUUCAACUUAACUUCAAUGAACCAAGAUACAUAUACCGAUGCAACAACUAAUAAGUGAGCUAACGCAGUUUUUAAAAAAAAAGUUUCAUCUCAAUUUAUCAUUUGACAAAUAUAAUCUGAAAUUUAUUUCUAUAUAUUAAUUAACUGUAGUUUUAUCGAGUGUUAUUAUAUUCAUAUAUUAGCUUAACAGAAUAUCUUGGUUUGGAAGUGUUAGUAGUCACUUGUAUCUUUAGGCAAAAUUAGUUUACACACUCGUAUAUUAAUUUGGCUUAUGCGAUACGAGUCAAAGAGACUUAAAAAAGUAAACACAAGUAUUCUUAUAAAUCUUAGAGAUGAAAAUUAAAGCUAACAAUCUUUAUUACUGCAUGUGAAAAACUAAAUAAACUUAAAAAAUAAUAUAUUUUGUUAAGUUAUGUAUUUCUGAAUCUCUGAAUGUAUUUGUAUUAAUGUACUUGCUGUCCAGAAAUUGUGUUAAUAAAAUUGAUUAUUUUUUAUUUCCAAA
Limulus polyphemus (Atlantic horseshoe crab) is the source of this 2925-nucleotide messenger RNA. RefSeq names its product protein yippee-like 1. The record is from RefSeq and is a predicted model, not a curated record. Lineage: Eukaryota; Metazoa; Arthropoda; Merostomata; Xiphosura; Limulidae. Bases 915 to 1259 code for a protein of 114 amino acids. The transcript is spliced from 5 exons.